AUGGAAAGCCGCUGCUGCGCAGCUAGCGUCACAGAUAUCGAGGAAGGCGCAGUUGAUGAAGGAGAAGAAGCAGGAUUCGAAGAGGACUGGGACGACCGGAGAGAAGCAGACGGCGACGGGGAGCUAGAGGAGCUCGAUGCCGACCUGGCGGAUGGCAACGAGGCUGACGAGAACGAACACGGACGGAGGAGCGAAUGGUUAGAGAGAGAGAACGAGCUCGAGGCUGGCUGA
Messenger RNA from Besnoitia besnoiti, 231 nucleotides. RefSeq lists its product as uncharacterized. The transcript has a single exon. Bases 1 to 231 code for a protein of 76 amino acids. Lineage: Eukaryota; Apicomplexa; Conoidasida; Eucoccidiorida; Sarcocystidae. The record is from RefSeq and is a predicted model, not a curated record.